UGGCCGGUUAGCUUGCUCUCGCCUGUGUUCUGUUCAGAGGUUGGAAGGAAUACCCAGGUUUUUUUUUUUUCUCUCUAGAACCACGAGGGAGUGUAACCAAAGAUUUUUACUGUGCACAGAGGCCACACGGGUGGUGAAAUGAAAGAACCAAGAGCACAUUUUGCUCCUCAGUUUUGUUAUAAAUGAUUCUUUGAGGGGAAAAAAAAAAAAUCCUCCACCAUUGCCCUCACACUGUGUUACUGGACAAGGUGGACCUUAGGAUAGAUAAAGAGAAGAAAAGGCGGCAACAUUUUUCAGCUUGUGUUGUGGGAAUCUAAAGGAGGAGGAUAUACCAAGGCAUUGUGUUUAGACUAAAAGUAUCUUCUGGACAACUCUUUGAAGGAUUUGAUACUUUUUUCUUUUUUUUUUAAGCCAGAAAGUUUGCUUCUGGUGUGUUAUGUGGGAGAAUUCCCAUUCAUUCUGUAUCUGAGAGGAAUAGUUCACAAAGAGGGACUGAGGAGGAAAACAACAUGGAGUGGAACUACAGGGAAAGAGAUCCCUGCUUGUCCCCAGCAGCUUUUGUUAAUCAGGUGCAAUACUCUAACAUCCUGGAAGGAAGAUUUAAACAGCUGCAAGAUGAGCGUGAAGCAGUACAGAAGAAGACCUUCACCAAAUGGGUAAACUCUCACUUAGGCCGAGUAACCUGUCGCAUUGGUGACUUGUACACUGACCUGCGGGAUGGUCGCAUGCUAAUCCGCCUUUUGGAAGUGCUCUCAGGAGAACAGCUGCCAAAACCAACUAAGGGCCGCAUGCGCAUCCACUGCCUUGAGAAUGUUGAUAAAGCCCUGCAAUUUCUUAAGGAGCAAAAAGUCCAUCUUGAAAAUAUGGGCUCACAUGACAUUGUGGAUGGGAAUCACCGUCUCACCCUGGGUCUCAUCUGGACCAUCAUCCUUCGCUUCCAGAUUCAAGACAUCAGUGUGGAAACAGAGGACAACAAGGAGAAGAAAUCAGCUAAAGACGCCCUGCUGCUUUGGUGCCAAAUGAAAACUGCUGGAUAUCCAAAUGUCAACAUCCACAACUUCACUACCAGUUGGAGAGAUGGUCUAGCGUUCAAUGCCAUCGUGCACAAACACAGACCCGACCUGAUUGAGUUUGACAACCUGAAGAGGUCCAAUGCUCACUACAAUCUCCAAAAUGCUUUCAAUGUGGCUGAGAAGGAACUGGGGCUUACCAAGCUGCUGGAUCCAGAAGAUGUUAAUGUGGAUCAGCCUGAUGAGAAGUCCAUAAUUACCUAUGUGGCAACUUACUAUCAUUACUUCUCUAAGAUGAAAGCCCUGGCAGUGGAGGGCAAACGAAUUGGAAAGGUGCUUGACUAUGCUAUUGAGGCCGACCAGCUGAUAGAGAAGUAUGAGACCCUGGCCUCUGAGCUGCUGCAGUGGAUUGAGCAGACCAUAGUGACACUCAAUGAUCGGCAGCUAGCUAACUCCCUGAGUGCUGUACAGAACCAGCUCCAAGCUUUUAACUCCUACAGGACUGUGGAGAAACCUCCUAAAUUUACAGAGAAAGGAAACUUGGAGGUUCUUCUCUUUACUAUCCAAAGCAAGAUGAGAGCAAACAAUCAGAAAGUCUACAUGCCAAGAGAGGGAAAACUCAUUUCUGACAUCAAUAAGGCAUGGGAGCGACUGGAAAAGGCAGAGCAUGAACGUGAGCUGGCACUGAGGAAUGAGUUGAUUCGUCAGGAGAAACUGGAGAUGCUUGCUGCUCGUUUUGACCGGAAAGCCGCUAUGCGGGAGACAUGGCUGAGCGAGAACCAGAGACUGGUGUCUCAGGAUAACUUUGGAACUGACCUGGGAGCAGUGGAAGCUGCCACCCGUAAACACGAGGCAAUUGAGACAGACAUUGGGGCAUACUGGGAACGUGUGGCUGCUGUGGAGGCUGUUGCCAAAGAGCUUGAGGCAGAGGGAUAUCACGAUGUGCGACGCAUACUCGCACGAAGGGAUAAUGUGCUUCGACUCUGGGAAUACCUAAAAGAGCUUCUGGCUGCACGCAGAGAGCGUCUGAAUGCCCACCGUGACCUACAGAGGCUGUUUCAGGAGAUGCGUUACAUCAUGGACUGGAUGGGAGAUGAGAAGGGUCGCCUGCAGUCGCAGGACAGUGGAAAACAUUUGCAUGAUGUGUUAGAUCUACUGCAAAAACACACUCUGGUAGAGGCUGACAUUUCUGCCCAGGCAGAGAGGAUCAAGGGAGUGCAGGGAGCUGCAAAGCGCUUCACAUCCUAUGAGCAGGCCUAUAAACCUUGCGAGCCUGGACUAGUUAGUGAGAAGGUUGAGCUGCUGGGUCAAGCCUAUGAAGAGCUUGGUCAGCUUGCUGUGAAACGCAGAGAGCGCCUAGAGGACUCACGGCGUCUGUGGCAGUUCCUGUGGGAUCUCGGAGAGGAGGCAGCCUGGAUCAGAGAGCAGGAACAGAUCCUGGCUAGUGGAGACUGUGGCCGUGACCUUUCUUCUGCCCUUCACCUACUCAGUAAACAUGAGGCUUUCAGGGAUGAAAUGGCAGCCCGCUAUGGCCCCCUGAGUAACAGCAUUGCUGCUGGAGAAGAUUUGGUUAAAGAGGGACACUUUGGAGCUCCAGAAGUCACUGAGAGAAUUCAAGACAUCCGUGCACAGUGGACCCAUCUGGAGGAGACAACUAAGCAAAGAGAGCAGAGCCUUAAGGAAGCAGUGGCCCUGCACCAGUUUCAAACAGAUGCCAAUGACAUGGAAGCAUGGAUCAUGGAGACACUUAGACAGGUGUCCAGUCAGGACGUGGGCCAUGAUGAGUUCUCUACUCAAACUCUAGCUCGUAAGCAGAGGGAGAUAGAAGAGGAGAUCCAGAGUCACCACCCCCUUAUCGACUCCCUGCACGAACAGGCUCAAGCACUGCCACAGGCCUACAUACAUUACCCUCAAGUGGAUGGUCGUCUGCCUGCUAUUGAGCAAAGCUAUCAAGAACUGGAGUCCCUGUCAGCAGCUCGACGGCAGGCUCUGGAAGGUGCCUUGGCCCUCUAUCGCAUGUUCAGUGAAGCUGGUGCUUGUCAGCUCUGGGUGGAGGAAAAGGAGCAGUGGUUGCAUGGCAUGGAGAUCCCUACAAAACUGGAAGACUUGGAGGUUGUACAGCAAAGAUUUGAGACACUGGAACCUGAGAUGAACAACCUAGGUGCUCGUGUCACUGAUGUGGACCAGGUGGCUGAGCAGCUGCUGAGCUCAGACAACUGUAACAAAGACCAAAUCCACAAGACAACAGACCAACUAAACAACAGAUGGAAGGAGUUUCAACAACUGGCUGGGCAAAAGAAACAGGCUCUCGAGUCGGCCCUCAACAUCCAGAAUUACCACCUCGAGUGUAAUGAGAUCCAGAGUUGGAUGAAGGAAAAGACCAAAGUCAUUGAAUCUACUCAGAGUCUUGGCAAUGACUUGGCUGGAGUGAUGGCACUACAACGCAAACUCACUGGCAUGGAGAGGGACCUUGAGGCUAUCCAGGGAAAAUUGGAUGACUUGAGAAAUGAGGCAGAAAAGUUGGCCAAGGAGCAUCCAGAUCAGGCUGGUGAGAUCCAAGGACGCUUGGCAGAAAUUCAAGAGGUGUGGGAGGAAUUGAAUGCUACCAUGAAGCGGCGGGAAGAGUCACUGGGGGAAGCUAGCAAGUUACAGGGUUUCCUUAGGGAUCUGGAUGACUUCCAGUCCUGGCUGUCCCGCACUCAGACAGCUGUGGCCUCAGAGGACAUUCCCACUUCUCUGCCUGAGGCUGAGAGUUUGCUAGCCCAGCAUGAGAGCAUCAAGAACGAGGUGGAUAACUAUAAGGAGGACUAUGAAAAGAUGCGCGCGGUUGGUGAGGAGGUGACCCAAGGUCAGACAGAUGCCCAGCACAUGUUUCUGGCCCAGAGGCUCCAGGCAUUAGACACUGGCUGGCAUGAGUUGCGUCGCAUGUGGGAGAAUCGCCACAGCCUUUUGGCCCAAGCCUUCGACUUCCAGACUUUCCUGAGGGAUGCAAAGCAGGCGGAGGCCUUCCUCAACAGCCAGGAGUACGUGCUGUCCCACACAGAGAUGCCCACCAGUCUUCAGGCAGCAGAGGAAGCCAUCAAGAAGCAUGAGGAUUUCCUCACCACCACAGAGGCCAGUGAAGAGAAGAUAACUGGUGUGGUGGAAGCUGGAAGGCGCCUCAUUAAUGACUCUAAUGCGAACUCUGAUAAGAUCCAGGAAAAAGUUGAUUCAAUCCAGGAAAGACAUCUUAAGAAUAAAGAGGCUGCAAAUGAACUGCUGGCCAAACUUAAGGAUAACCGUGAACUUCAGCACUUCCUCCAAGAUGGACAGGAGCUCACUUUAUGGAUCAAUGAGAAGAUGCUGACAGCUCAGGACAUGUCUUAUGAUGAGGCCAGAAAUCUUCACAGCAAGUGGCAGAAACAUCAGGCCUUCAUGGCAGAGCUGGCCUCCAACAAAGACUGGCUAGACAAAAUUGAUAAGGAGGGCCAGGCACUGGUUGCUGAGAAGCCUGAGCUGAAACCUGUUGUCCAGCAGACCCUGGAGGACCUGCAGCGUCAGUGGGAGGAGCUGGAGGGCACAACCCGCACCAAGGCUCAGUGCUUAUUUGAUGCUAACAGAGCAGAGCUCUUCACACAAAGCUGCUCCGCCCUGGAUGUCUGGUUGAAAAACCUUAAGAGUCAGCUGCAUAGUGAUGACUAUGGAAAAGAUCUGACCAGCGUGAACAUCCUCCUCAAGAAGCACCAGAUGUUGGAGCAUCAAAUGGAGGUCAGAGAGAAGGAGGUGCAUGCCCUGAAGUCUCAGGCUCUGGCUCUGUCCCAGGAAGAUGCUGGACUGACUGAGAUAGAUGGUCAGCAAAGGCGUGUCACUGACAACUUCGCCGGCCUUCAGGAGCCUCUCAAACUUAGAAGGCAGCAGUUGCUCGCCUCCAAAGAAGCACAUCAGUUCAACAGAGACCUGGAGGAUGAAAUUCUGUGGGUGAAAGAAAGGAUGCCCAUAGCAACCUCCACAGAUCAUGGAAAAGACCUGCCCACUGUACAGCUGCUAAUCAAGAAGAACCAGACUUUGCAAAAGGAGAUCCAAGGCCAUCAGCCUCGCAUUGAUGACAUCCAUAGACGAGGCAAGACUCAGAGCCAGGUGGAUGGCGAAAGACAGUCUGUUCUAGAAGAUCGCCUUAUUGAACUGAAGGACCUUUGGGACCAACUCAUUGCCGAGACAGACAAACGUCAUGCCCGUCUAAUAGAGGCCAACCGUGCCCAGCAGUUCUAUGCUGAUGCAGCAGAGGCGGAGGCCUGGAUGGGAGAGCAGGAGCUCCACAUGAUGUCAGAAGAAAAGGCCAAGGAUGAGCAAAAUGCUUUAGUGAUGGUCAAGAAGCACCAGAUCCUUGAGCAGGCACUUGAAGACUACGCCCAAACCAUCCACCAACUGGCCAACAGCAGUCGUCUCAUGGUCAACAAUGAACACCCAGAGAGUGAAAGAAUCACCUUACGACAAGCCCAAGUAGACAAGCUGUACGCAGGCCUGAAGGACCUUGCUGAGGAGCGUCGUGGACGGCUUCAGGAGAGACUGCGGCUGACCCAGCUGAAGAGAGAGGUGGAUGACCUGGAACAGUGGAUUGCUGAGAGGGAGGUUGUUGCUGGCUCCCAUGAACUAGGACAGGACUAUGAACAUGUCACAAUGCUGAGGGACAAGUUCCGGGAGUUUGCUCGUGACACCAGCACUAUCGGCCAAGAGCGUGUAGAUGGUGUAAAUGGGCUGGCAGAUGACCUGAUUGAGUCGGGUCAUCCUGAGAACGCCAGUGUUGCUGAAUGGAAGGACGGUUUAAACGAGGCCUGGGCUGAUUUGCUGGAGCUGAUUGACACACGCACACAAAUGUUGGCAGCUUCCUAUGAGCUACACCGCUUCCAUCAAGAUGCCAUGGAGGUGCUUGGGCGUGUUAAGGAGAAGAGGGAAACGCUGCCUUCUGAGCUUGGCCGUGACCUGAACACUGUCCAACAUCUACACAGACAGCACACUGCUCUUGAACAUGACAUCCAGGCCCUCAGUGGACAGGUGAAUCAGGUGCAGGAUGAUGCAGCACGUCUGCAGAAGGCCUAUGCUGGUGAGAAAGCUGAUGACAUUCACAGAAGUGAACAUGCUGUGACUUCUGCCUGGGAGGGUCUGCUUGAGGCUGGCGAGGCCCGCAGGCUCCUCCUGCUGGACACCGUGGAGAAAUUCCGCUUUUUCAACAUGGUGCGAGACCUCAUGCUCUGGAUGGAUGGGGUCAACUUGCAGAUUGAUGCACAUGACAGCCCCAGGGAUGUAUCUUCUGCAGGGUUGGUAAUUGCAAAUCAUCAAGACAUCAAAUCAGAGAUUGAGGCCAGAACAGACAGCUUCACUGCUUGUAUUGAGAUGGGAAAUACUCUGAUCAACAAAAACCACUAUGCAUCUGAUGAGAUCCGAGAAAAACUGGCUCAACUCCAGGAAAAGAGAGACAAGAUCAACAAAAAAUGGCAAGACAAGAUGGACCACUUGCAAAUUGUGCUGGAGGUGUUGCAGUUUGGACGUGAUGCUUAUGUGGCAGAGUCUUGGCUGGCAGGGCAAGAACCACUGGUUCGAGCGGCAGAAUUGGGCGCAAAUGUGGAUGAGGUAGAGAGUCUAAUUAAACGCCAUGAGGCCUUUGAGAAACUUGCCGCAGCUUGGGAAGAGCGCUUCGUUCAGCUGGAGAAACUCACUACACUUGAGGAGCAUGAGAUUCAGAGGAGGCGAGAGGAAGAGGAGAGAGCACGGCGACCGCCUACUCCACCACCAGCAGAAGAAGUGCCGCAGUCUGAGGCAGAAAGUCAAGCACACGAUUCUGCAGCCAGAACCAGUCUGGACCAGACCACACUCAAUCAGUCAGUGUCAGUGAACGGAGUACACAGCGACAAUGACACAUCUCAGGGCUCGGAGUCUGAGUCGGUGAACGGACCGGGUCGAGACAGCGGACUGGCAUCUUCUCGCCUCGACCCGUCUGCCACUUUACCGAGCAGAGGCGCAGCAGAGUCAGAGCCGGAGGCCAUGGAGGGGAUGCUCUGUCGGAAACAGGAGAUGGAGUCUCACAGCAAAAAGGCAGCUAGCAGGUCCUGGCAGAAUGUGUAUUGUGUCCUAAGAAAAGGAAGUCUCGGUUUCUAUAAAGACAGCAAGAGUGCUAGCAAUGGUAUUCCAUACCAUGGAGAGGUGCCCAUCAGCUUGGCAGAGGCUGUGUGUGAAGUAGCCCAUGACUAUAAGAAGAGGAAAAAUGUAUUCAAGCUCAGGUUAGGGGAUGGGAAGGAGUACCUGUUCCAAGCAAAGGAUGAGGCGGAAAUGAGCUCCUGGAUUCAGUCCAUCCUUUGCUCCAUUCCAAAAGAAUCGGGAGACUCGCCCGUAGGUCCACGGGCCCUCAGCCGUGCCAUGACGAUGCCUCCCAUCUCGCCGAGCUCAGGUGAAGCUGGAGGCGUUACCAUGCGCAACAAGGAGGGGAAAGAGAAGGAUCGUGAGAAGAGGUUCAGCUUUUUUGGCAAGAAGAAAUAGAACAUUUGUUAAGUGGAUGGGAACUAAAUUUGUUAAAAUUUCAAUAAACUGAGGCAAACAGAAAGGAAAGUACAAACAGGUCAUACAAACACACUGCUCUCUGUGCAGACCCCAAGGAAUUUGUCAGCAGCUGCGUCACGUAGCUGAGAAAACCUUUUUCGUUCUCUUAUUCUCUCCCUCGCUGGUUUUAUCUGUCAUUUAUUUUAUCGUUCAUCCAGUCUGUUUCACUUUAGCUGCACCCAACAAUCAGAGCCCUCACCCAGUUUGAGACCAGCAGAGCUCAUUAGUCCGAGUCCAGACCAGGUGUGGUUGGCAUUAGCAGGGAGUUAGUCCCAGUACAGUUCCAGUCUACCAAACUGGGUCUUCCUCAGUAGGAGUAUUUGCUCUUCGGUGAGUCUUGAUUAGCUAACCCUGUUGUGAUACUGUUUCUCAAAAAAACACAAAAAAAACCUGAAAAAAAAAAAAAGAUGGUUUUCCAAUCUGCUGCAUUUUGGUUUCAUUUCCCUAAUUUUAACUGCUCUCUUUUGGGACGGAUCACAUUUACAUUUCUUCUUCUGUUCUUGGUAUUGAUGUUAUUAAUAUCACUAUUAUUGGUAUUAUUAUUAUUACUAUUUAUCUUUUUCAAUUGCUGGCUUGACAAAGACUAAUUUGAUAGUAGAUAAUCUUGAUUUAUGUUGUGGAAAGAAAUUUGGUUAAAGUUGUGGAGAAUGUCGGGCUCGCCAUUGUUUGUAUUAAAUUGUUUUCUUUGUUUUUUUUCUUGUUCUUUUUUUUUUCUUUUCUUUUUUUUUUCUUUCUUUUUUUUAGGAAUGACAGUUUAUGAGGUGUUUUGACAGGAAAAUAAAGCUCAUUAAAUUUUAGCAGUGUGCAGUAAGUGAUCAAAAUUUUCAUUGGAAAAAUAAUAUAUAUUUAAUAAGUGGUUUUAUUUUUUAUUUUAUCUCUAAUUUUGCCUGUAUUUGAUUAUUUCUUUUUGAGUGAUCUUUUCUGCUUGAUUUUCAACUUUUUCUUAUUUCUGUAUAAAGCAGAGAAGAUUAGUUUUCUAGCGUGUGUGCGUGUGUGUGUGUGUGUGUGUGUGUGUGUGAGAGUUGUGGUGCUGUGGACUUUGCAUGUUUGUUAUUUCUGAUUAAGCGUUGCCAGAUGGAUGCUGCUUUUUGGUACUCAAAAUCAAAAAACAGGCAGAAACACAAAUUAAUAUCACUGGAAUGAUUUCAUAAAGCGUUUUCUUUCGGUUUUAAAAUAUCUUAAGCUGACAUUAUUAUAACGAUGUUCCUCGAGACAGUUAUUAUUUCUGUUUUUAGUUUUCUCAUAUCUAUUUCCAUUCUCCAUCUACUGGUGUGAAGGCAUGGGGGCAGUGUGUAUAGAUAAAAAGCUGAAGCACACUUUUUUUGCGGCAGACUGUAGGGACCUGAGCGAGACAGAUGGACGGCUGGCAGAUCUCAUUACAGGUGAAGUGAGGUGUGUGGAGGUGAGAUUGGAUAGGCUCUGAGGAAUGCGCUUUAUGUGCUUUACAACACAGAGAUAUGAGCCUGAGCCUUACUUGAACCCACUACAAAUACACUAAACCCCUUGUUUUUGUUUUUGUUUUUACAAACUCACCAAAUAAUUCAAUCAUAAAGGAAGUUUUAUAAGUAAAAAGAUAUGAAAGUUUAAAAAAAAAAAAAUGCCCUGUGGCAAUGACCUAAUGUAUGUCAGUGGAUUAUAUAUGCAGGUAAAAUAUGAUUAGCAGCAACCACAGAAGGCUCUGCUUGUUGUGGCAGAGAUGUAGAAAGUCCUCACCUCUCUUUGAUGAUCCUUGCACUCUUGCAUAUGUGGUAUGACCUCAACUAGGUUUAUACUUUCUUGUUGUCCAGGCUAUGCCAUGUAUUUCAUAGACUGGACUUCAUUAUUGGAGAGCAAGUAAUAAUCAGUUGGCAGUGAAAAUAAAUCAAAUGGCAACCUAAUCCAGAUUAUGUAAACAUAAGAUAGGUGUUAGGCUUGCUAGUUUCCUCACAUACUUUACAUUUACAUUAAAAAGGGCAUUUAUAGUAUAUUGUGAAUGUAGACAGCACAACCUUACAUUCUGGCUUGAUAUCAAUUGGUUGAUAGAGUCAGUCACUUACAGCCAAGCGGGAAUUUGCUGUUUAUAACAGCAAAAAUGCAACGCUCUACUUGAUGAUAAGCAUUUUAUGGAUUACCAUAAUAUAAGCAGGCUUCGAGUAACUAUUUGUAAUUUACUGAGAUUGAAAGUAACUUGAGAAUUGCCUGGAUGUGUAUAUCCAUGAAAGAGUGGUCGGUUCAUAGCAAUGCCACAACAAAUUGCUGUGAUAGCACAACACAGGGAGUUUAAAUAGUUUGUUUAAAUGUUCAAAUCCCAACUGAACAUUUGCUAAUGAGAGAAAUGUCUCAACAUCCACUCUGAGGUUAUUGAACUGGCUUCAGUUAACAGCAGGUGGUCCAAACUUAUCAAACCUGCUUUGUCUCUGACUGUGAGUCUUUGCAUUCCUGAAUGUAUGACAGAGCUCUCAGUUAGUUUCGGUCUAAACUACAACGAGGGAUCCAGGUGAAUAAAGUCAUUGCAUACAUAAGCGAGCCAAUGGAGUUUUCAGGCAUUGUGCACAGCUUUGAAUGGAGGAGUCCCCCCCCCCCCAGUGGAUGAGCCGCUUUAGCGACAACUGCUCUGAACAGCGAACUGCAUCCAGUAGAUGUUAGGCAGUUCAAGUUCAAAGGUCACACAGUGUAUUUUCUUAUCAGCUCAUUUUGAAUGUGAAUGAUUCAAAUCAGUUUGGCCAAAUUGGUCAUGUGAAGCAAAAAUAUUUCUCAUACUUGACAUACUGUAGACAAGCGCUCUCUCUCUCUCUCUCUCACUCUCUCUCACUCACUCAUACACUCACACAGACACACACCAAUACUGCCCUGUAUAUUUAAUGCAGAAUGACCCUGGCAAACCAGUCUUGUGGAAAUGUCCUUAACUGGCUGUGAUUUGAUGUUGCAAAUGGCAUCCUUUUAAAAUAACAUUGUGCUACUGGUGAGCUUUGACCAGAACAUGAGAAGUAUGUAUUAUUGAUGUCAAAGAGUUACGUUUUGAUUCUAAGAGUAUUUGUAACGAUGGAGUACUUAAUGAAGAAAAAAAACUACUUGUUAAGUAUUACACAUGGUUGAAAACAGACUGGUGACAAUUUGAGCUUCCUUUUUUUUAGAAGAAGGCAGGACAUUUGCUGUCUAGUGGGAGCUUGUAUUUUUUCAUCCAGUGGUCUGUCUUGCAGCAUUUGAUAAGCCUGUCCUCCUCCCUUCAUUUCUCAUUACGUUUGACGAAUGUCUGUUCCUUUCUCUGUAAUUCAGAGUUGUUAAUACCACUACUAUUAUUAAUUGCUAUUAUUAUCAUUAUUGCUACUGUUGUUACUAUUACUACUACUGUUACUAAUGCAACUUAUUGCAAAAAUUAUAACUGCUGUCCAUUUUCAGGUACCUGUCUGUAAUAUCAGACCCUUCCACACGAUGUCAGUGUGCUGUGGAGCAUUUUCAUUACAAAUUGAAGAUAAUGUUUGUUGACUUGUGUAUCUACAUCUAAUAUUAGGAAUAAUAAAACAUGGUUUAAUCAAGAA
Molecule: messenger RNA, 11098 nt
Organism: Archocentrus centrarchus (flier cichlid)
Lineage: Eukaryota; Metazoa; Chordata; Actinopteri; Cichliformes; Cichlidae
Gene: sptbn2
Product: spectrin, beta, non-erythrocytic 2
Exons: 38
Coding region: 510-7520 (2336 amino acids)
Cellular component (GO): spectrin
Molecular function (GO): actin binding; phospholipid binding; structural constituent of cytoskeleton
Source: RefSeq, a predicted model, not a curated record